AUGUUGCAGUCGGCAUUGCUGCUGGCAGUGCUGCCGGUGUUACCCAUGGCCGCUCCGACUUUCUCGAAGGAGAGUCAGAGGUGGGGUCGAACCGAGGGCCGAAAGCAGCGACAGCGGCUGCAGCGGCACCUCGCCGGGGAGGUCCGCCACUCAAAGGCCGAGGCAGCGGCUCGCGAAAGCUUGGAGCUGGCGCUCCACGAGGAGCUGACCCGACUGCGCCAUCGGCUCCUUCGCUCCCAGCGCCGGGUCUGGUCCGCGGCCUCGCCAGAGGAGCUCCAGCUGCAGGUGGUGUUAAGCCGAUGGCCUCAGGGCAGCGCGUUCUUGCAGGCGGCGGAGGCAACGUCCCUUACCUCCAUAGGUAUGGUCCUGACGGGUGUGCAGAACCUUUACAACACCUUCAAAGAAGAUUGGAGCGAGCUGCAAGACAGCCUCGAACAGCUUCGCAAGGAGUUGGCGAGUCAAAGCCUUCAGAUGGUGGUGAACUUGGAGAUUGUGCUGAAGCAGGCGGCGGUUCUGCUUGGGCUGUUGCAAGGCCUCCCGAACUUUGCGAGCUGCCUUCGGGAGGCCCUCAGUGACAGGCGAGAGUCCAGGGAUGUCCUGGUGCGGGCUUCUACGUUUGCAGGAGAAUCCUUUGACGCCGAAGGACUCCUUGGCAUCAAGCUGAAAAGUCUCUUGGCGGAGACCAGAGACAUGAGGAAGAUCGUGGAGGACAGCGAGCUCUCGCAGGAGACGACGUUGGAUUGGUGCCUGGGGAUUCGAGGCGCCUGGGUGAUCAACGGCCCGGACCCCUGCGAGCUCCUGGUCCGAAGCUUCGACAGCCUGGAAGGUUGGUUGUCGGAGUGGCUAGAGAGCGGACGGCCUCAGGAGGUCUUCCGUGAACUGCAGAUCAGGCAGUUCGCCACCGCCCCCAACAUCAGCCGCAUUGAAGAACUCAGUCAGCUCCUCCAUCGCACCGCUGAGCUUUGCAGCGAAAGCGCGGUUCGCAAUUUAACUCCGGAUCCUGAGCUUCUCGCAACCCUUCAGGCGGUAGCACAUUUGGAUGAGAAGGAGGUGGAGAAGGAGCAGGACCUUCUUGCGGAGGCCGUUGCCACGCAAUUCGGCCCAUCCGAAGGCAUGCAUGCCGUCGAUGCAGAAGUGGAGCUCGCUAGGCCCGGGCUGCUUGGAUUGGUGCGGCGUGCGAUCUCUGCUCAGUGGGUCUUCGAGAUGGGCCUAUUGGCUGUGGCGAGCUGGGGAGAUCGCCUGAAGCGCCGGGGGAACGGCCUGCAGAACCGCCUCGCGCUGGUCAAGAGCUCUUUGGAGGACCUCCACUCCCAGCUACGCGGCUUGGCAUCCUUCCGGCGCCUGGCCUUCGAGGAGAUCCACUCGGCUGGCUGGUGGGGAAGGUCCGGUUCGGGCUCUUCCAAAGAGCACACGGCCCAGAUCGCGGCCCGGCUGGUGCAGUUCUUGGCCCACAUUCAGCCAGGUGGCGCAGGCUCCCUUCUGGACGUCGGCUGUGGCUGGGGAGAGUGGGUGCCGGAGGCGCUGGAGGCCGGGCGUUCCUCCGGAGAGCUCCCGCGGAGCUUCCGCUACCUCGGCCUGGACAUCGCCUACCAACCCAUCGAGCACCUGCGCCGCAAGCACCGCGACACUGACCUUCGUUUCGAGGUGGCGGACGGUGUGGAGGAUGCCUUGCCACAAGGCUAUGCCGUGGCGAUGGUGCGCCAUGUCUUCCAGCAUUUGAAUCUCAGGGAUGCCUGGAGGCUGCUGUCGAAUUUGUGGAAGGCGAAGCCGGCCUUUGUGGUGCUCUCCUCCUGGCCCGACUCGCAAAACGAGGACUUGGAGAGCUUCGGUGGCUCCUCGGCUUUCGCGGCCAUGGAGCCUGCGAGCCUGAAGAACUUCAAGUCCUACGACCUGCAAAAGCCUCCCUUCAGCCUGCCAGAGCCCCUCGAUUCCUGGCCCGAAGUGCACCAGAACGCACGGAUGCUCGCUUUUCCUGGCGAGGUGCUGCGGCGCUUUGAAUAG
Symbiodinium sp. CCMP2456 is the source of this 2001-nucleotide messenger RNA. NCBI's taxonomy places the organism in Eukaryota, Dinophyceae, Suessiales, Symbiodiniaceae. The record is from the annotation of a GenBank genome assembly.